AGUGUUUUAUUUUUCAUAAAUGUAUUUUUAUUUUUUUUAUAUAAUUUUUCUUCCACUUUGACAUUAGAGCAUUUUGAGUAGAUCAUUGACAACAUUUUUUUUUACAAAUUAAUCUAUUUUAAUCCCACUUUGUAACUAAACAAAAUGUGAAAAAAGUUGAGGGGUGUGAAUACCUUUUGAAGGCACUGUAUUUCCAUAUUGCAAUUAUGCUGCAUUUUACAGAACAUUUACUGAACAUAAAAUGUAGGUUAAUCGGACUUGCUCGCACAAAUCUUGAGCAUAGCUAAUAUUUUUGGUGAUGGUAGAAAGUAAAGUGCGUCAUGCAAUCUUUUAAAACUUCUAUAUGUGUUUGUUGGUCAUUAAGUGGUUUUUGUCUUGUUUUUGUGUAUUUAGCUGAGAGAUGACAUCGCUGGCUGUCGGUGUGGUCCUCUGCCUAACAGGCUGGAUCACUCUCUACACACUACUUUGUAACACCAAUGGAAGCCGUGGCUUUGAGUGGAACUGUAGGCUGGUCACACUGCUCCAUGGAAUCCUGGCAGUCUGCAUAACAGCCUACAUAGGUUAUGUGGAAGGACCUUGGCCCUUCACACAUCCAGGCACUAAGAACACCCCCCUUCAGAUCACUGCUAUGGUCAUUAGCCUGGGCUACUUCAUCUUCGAUAUGGGCUGGUGUGUUUACUUCCGCACAGAGGGACCGGUGAUGCUGAUCCACCACACCAUGAGCAUCCUGGGUAUCUUGUUGACCCUGAGCUUGGGGGAAUCAGGCAUUGAGUCAUGCGCCGUAAUCUUUGCCAGUGAGAUCACCAACCCUCUUCUGCAAGCUCGCUGGUUCCUGAGACAGUUGGGUCGCUAUGAGAGCCUGACAGGGGAGGCGGUGGAUCUUCUGUUUGUAGUGCUAUUUGUGUUUAUGCGCAUAGUGGUUGGCGGAAGGAUGUUGUACUGCGAGCUCAUCUCCCCAUGGCCCAGGUUCAUUAUAAAGUGUGAGGGAGUUGCCAUGUAUGUGCUAUCCUGGGUGUUCAUGGUGGACAUUGGUCGUUUCGCCUACCGCAAGAGUCAAUCCAAAUACAGACGCUGGAGAAACCAACACAGAGCGGCAGCAGUUAACGGACAUGACGGAAAAACAGACUGAAAGACUUCCUUAUCAUGAUGAAUAAAAACAUCCAAUGUUUAUACUAAUAGACCACCUUUAUACAAUUGGUUGUGCAUACUGUAAACAUGGGGUCAAAGUCAAGCCAUUCUUUGGGCCUAUAUGAUUAUUGAGGACUAUUUUUUUGGUAUUUAGCUAAACACUUGUACAUUUUUUGUUUGCUUUUUCAUUAAAAACAAGUGUAAGAGAUUGUUGCAAAAGCAUCUUGAAAAAUGUACAACUGUAGCAAAAACAAUUGCGACAUAGUUUGUCAUUGAAACCAAAGGACCUAGUGCCAAUAUGAUGAACAGAUGUAUUUCACAAGCUUACUGCAAUGAACUGUAACCUAAUAGUAUAUUCUUCUAAUCUUGUAUCCAGCAAUAAGUUGACUAUUGGGAAACAGACACUUUUGAUAUCCAUCCAUUGAUUCCCUCCAUCCAGAUGACGUAACAUUCCCUAACCAUCAUAGAUUAGGCCACACCUGUUUUGAGACAGUGAAAUUGAACCAAUACUGACUGUUUCCUUAACUUCUGCAGUAUUUUGUUAUUGUAUGCAGUAGUUUUCCUGCAGAAAUUCAACUUUUUUGCAAUGUGUUGGAUAAUUUUUCUAAUUUGUCUAAUUUAAAUUGUGGUACUCCUUAUAAGCCAUGGAAUAUCCCAUGUUCCAUUUCAUUUUCUGGAAGAUGUUUAUAAACGCUCGCUGAGAUUGCAGUGUUAUAGAUUGUGUAUUGUAUGCAUAUUCAUAUGGAGUACAUGACACUGGCUUUUAUAUAACAUAAAACUCAGUAAAAAGCGACAUGUUUCUUAUAUCUGCCUUUCGAUUUAGCUACAAUAAUGCUUUUCACAACGGUUUUUCGUUGACAGUUCACAGCAACAACAAAUCAGUAACAAAUUUGAAAUAAAGUAAUUAUAUGUUUAGUGGCAUUCCAUUGCUUGAUUGGGUAUAUUAGUCAUUAGUCAUUGUUAAUUUGUUGAAAAUACCAACUGGUAAACAGUGAUUUGUGCUAAAUGUUUUGUAUUGGUUGAAAUGUUCCAGUAUGACGCAAGGUCACAUUUCCCAAUAUUGUAUGCAUUCAUAUUUGAAAUUCACUACUUUUAUAUUAAAUAUUUAAAUCUGGUGCCCAAAUAGUUAGAUAUGUGGAUUGGUAUAUUAACAUUAACUUUCACCAUCCCUGUGUCUGUGAUAAGGGAGAAUCAUACAAGUGUGCCUUUGUGACUUUA
Molecule: messenger RNA, 2346 nt
Organism: Salvelinus namaycush (lake trout)
Lineage: Eukaryota; Metazoa; Chordata; Actinopteri; Salmoniformes; Salmonidae
Product: TLC domain-containing protein 5-like
Exons: 2
Coding region: 401-1129 (242 amino acids)
Cellular component (GO): membrane
Source: RefSeq, a predicted model, not a curated record